AGAUGAAAAAUCAAGAUUCCUCCUUGUUAUUUUUAUUCCUGAACUUUUGAAACUUUUUGCAACAUUUCUGUGCAUUUCUGUUUCUUGUAACUCAUUCUUUUGUUUUAUGAUGAAUCAAAAAAUUUGUUUUCAUAAAACAAUUUGCGACGAAAUGUCAAAAAUGUGUCAUUAUUUAUUUUCAAAAUGCGGUUCAACGUCAUAUUGACAAUAGUUUCAGAAAUCUCUUUCUUGUCACGAAAGAAAUUUUGUUUAAAAAAAAAGCGACAUAUUUGACAAGAUCCCUUUGUAAAGGGUAAUCAAUUUUAUUAAAUGAGCGCAACUAAGAAGCAAAAAAGAACCUUAUCGUCAUUACAAUGCAAGAGCAAUUCGCAGAGGCAGAAAUUCGAUAAUUCACGCGUCGUAACUUUGGAAGCACUUCCCCCAGAAGUAUUAGAAAUGAUAAUACGUCUCUUACCACUACAUGACGUAUCAUCCAUUAUUCGUUUAGUUUCUAGGAAAUUUUCAACAGUUGCUUCGACAGUUUUAAAUAGUGCUUUCCUAGCCGCUGGUAUCCGAUUGGAGGAGGUAAUGAAUCAUCUCGAAUCAAUGAUAUGGUACAAGGUGACAACGGAAAUAGAUCUUCUGGCUUUCAGUAAGGCUUUCAAUGUUUUUGAGCUGAUAAGGGCUCAGUACAAAAUGUUAAAGGCAGUCACGUGGAGAUACACUCACCCUCCGAGGAAAGGCGAAUUCCCCCGUCUUUGCUUCUACGCUGGAUCAUUAUUAGACGAUUUGAAUAAAAUAAUUCGUGUCGCAAAAUUAAAUCCUGCAUCGUUGGCAACUUUGCUUGGUCCCGACGCCAGUAUCACUUCUUUUAUUGCCCUUUGCAAACGAUUUAUGAACUUUUUCGAAAAAGUCUCUGAGCGUAAAAUCAACAGAUCUGCGUUGAUAUCUGGAUGCAAAACAGUAGAUGUUUUGGAUUGUUUAGCGGAAGGACGACAGGUUUUAUCAUUUCGAGCAUCCUCGGGGCGUGGAAGCAGGAGUAAUAUCGUCACGAUGAAAUUGAAAUACGUUAUGAAGAGAGCAUGGUUCACUUGUUUGGAAAUACCGAGUGCUGCUGAUGAGAAUUCGUGGCGAGACGAACAACGCUUUAUGUAUUUACGAUUACGACGACUCGUUGGAAGUGUAAAUGAACAUCAUUUCGAAAAAUGUCACUACGACCGCGAAUUGAUGCUUCAAGCACCACCGAUGCCUCUGCCUAGAGCUCCACCAGCGUCCACCUACUCGGGUUACGGAGAAUACGGAGGGCAAUUUUUUUAUUAUGGAAAUAUGAAUAAAUACGCUUAUGAAAAUAAAUUUAAAUACAUGGACGAAGGGAAUGAUAUGGAAGACGAGGAAACGGUGCAGGAAAUAAAUCCAUGCUUCGACCUGGUGAUCGUUGUGGAAUUACGAUGUUCGCCAGAGUUGGCACCUUUGGCUGUUCGCGCAAUCCUUAAAUCAGACGAUAUCGAGAAUAUUUCUAACGGAAAUAGUCAAAAUCCGGAAUUGUACUUGAAAUUGCACGUCACUUGUCCUGUCUCUGUGUCCAACAGAUUGCCAGGCACCUUCAUCUGGGAGCUUAGAAGUCCUCGCUGGGGAAAAAAUUCCUGAUGAAUUUGGUAAACUCUGAAGCAUAUGUGUAUAUUUUUAUCGAGUAUUUUAAAUGUUUAAUUAUUUAUAUUGUUAAUAGUAUUGUUAAGAGAGAAUGUAAAAUAAAGUACUAGGCGGUUUAUUUUAACUAAAGUAAAGUAAUAAUGCAAUUUAAAA
This is a messenger RNA of Leptopilina heterotoma, 1782 nucleotides long. RefSeq lists its product as uncharacterized. Gene Ontology annotation, molecular function: protein binding. NCBI's taxonomy places the organism in Eukaryota, Metazoa, Arthropoda, Insecta, Hymenoptera, Figitidae. The record is from RefSeq and is a predicted model, not a curated record. The coding region runs from base 310 to 1626 and encodes 438 amino acids. The transcript is spliced from 5 exons.